AUGGCUGGUGUUCCGAUCCCGAUUCUCGUGGGGGCGCCGGUGGCGAUGCUGGGAGUGAUGUCGACGAUCAGUCCUUCAGUUGCAAAUGUCACCAAGAGGAUGGUGGAAUAUCUGAGGGCGUACGCUCACAUGAUCUUCACGACCGAGAGCAACUUCAAGGGGCGCCUUAAGAGUCUACCAGACCCAGACCUGAUCAAGAACGCUUCAAACCUGCAGAGGGUCGACAUGAUCUUCAUUCGCCACGGCGAGAGUGAGUGGAAUGGAGUCUUCAACAAGGACAAGGGGAUCAUGAAGGUGUUUCUGAUUGUUUUGCGCCUCAUUCGGGCACUCUUCCUCGAGUUCUUCUGCAUGAUGAAGGGCGACUCCAUCUUCCUAGACUCGCCGCUGAACAGCGAUGGGGCUAACCAGGCAAGGCUGCUGCUCAAGUUUCUCUUCGAGGGGCAGAAUAACAAGGACCGCCUUGUCGACAUCCUGGCAGGAAACCAAGGGAAAUCCAUCAUCGUGUCCUCCAAUCUUCGAAGGUGCGUCGAGACUGGCACAGUCGCACUGUGGGGGAGACUGCAGAGGACCAAGGAGAAGAUUCAUAUCCUCUCUGACCUCCAAGAGAUCUCUCGCAACGUCGACACUAUGGCACUCUCCCCCCCUAUGGGUGUCCCGCCCCUCGAUCGGCUCCAGCAGCUGCUGGAGGACCCGAACGCAAAUUUUGGAGAGCUCUUCGAGACGUCGGGCAACGCUGGUCAGAAGCUUGUCUUCGAGUCGGCGGCAGAGCGUGUGAUCAGGUUCUCUUCCUGGUGCUUCGACAGCCCUCACACCAAGAGCGGGGAGAAUACCAUCAUCGUGAACGGACACUCUCUGUACUUCAAAACCUUCUUCAAUACUUUCCUCCCGAGAAACGAGGACCAUGACGCUAAGAAGAAGAAGAUCGUCAACACUGGGGCCGUGGCCUUCACCUUCUACCGCGGACUCGUCAACGACACUUACGUGUACCGUAUUGAUCCAGAGUCCAUCAAGGUGAUUUUUGGGGGAUUUAAGUAG
Molecule: messenger RNA, 1035 nt
Organism: Guillardia theta CCMP2712
Lineage: Eukaryota; Cryptophyceae; Pyrenomonadales; Geminigeraceae
Exons: 14
Coding region: 1-1035 (344 amino acids)
Cellular component (GO): cytoplasm; cytosol
Molecular function (GO): phosphatase activity
Source: RefSeq, a predicted model, not a curated record